ACGCGGGGCUUUAUAGCGCGCUCGGGUGCGGCUGUGACCUCUGAGCCCGCGGGUAUCCGCGCGCAGCUGCUACCCGACCCCCCGCCCCCUCUGCCUCGCUGUCUCCGCACCAUGGAGUCGAUGGCUUUACCCUGGCGCGCGGGCCAGGCUCCCUCCGCCUCCGCCCUGGCCGCGGAGCGCUCCCGGCCACUGGCGGACGGGCUCAUCAAGUCACCCAAACCCCUGAUGAAGAAGCAGGCGGUGAAGCGGCACCAUCACAAGCACAACCUGCGGCACCGCUACGAGUUCCUAGAGACCCUGGGCAAGGGCACCUACGGGAAGGUGAAGAAGGCACGAGAGAGCUCGGGACGCUUGGUGGCCAUCAAGUCAAUCCGGAAAGACAAAAUCAAAGAUGAGCAGGACCUGUUGCAUAUAAGGAGGGAGAUUGAGAUCAUGUCAUCACUCAACCAUCCCCACAUCAUUGCUAUCCAUGAAGUGUUUGAGAAUAGCAGCAAGAUCGUGAUUGUCAUGGAGUAUGCCAGCCGAGGCGACCUCUAUGAUUACAUCAGUGAGCGGCCACGGCUGAGUGAGCGCGACGCCCGGCAUUUCUUCCGACAGAUCGUCUCUGCUCUGCACUACUGCCACCAGAACGGGAUCGUUCACCGUGAUCUCAAGCUGGAGAACAUCCUUCUAGACGCCAAUGGAAAUAUCAAGAUCGCUGAUUUUGGCCUCUCCAACCUGUACCACAAAGGCAAGUUCCUCCAGACAUUCUGUGGAAGCCCUCUCUACGCCUCGCCUGAGAUCGUCAACGGGAAACCCUACGUGGGCCCCGAGGUGGACAGCUGGUCUCUGGGCGUUCUCCUCUACAUCCUGGUGCAUGGCACCAUGCCCUUUGACGGGCAGGAUCAUAAGACCCUGGUGAAGCAAAUCAGCAGUGGGGCUUACCGUGAGCCACCCAAGCCAUCUGAUGCCUGCGGUCUGAUCCGCUGGCUGUUGAUGGUGAAUCCCACCCGCAGGGCCACACUGGAGGACGUAGCCAGUCACUGGUGGGUCAACUGGGGCUACGCCACCAGAAUUGGGGAACAGGAAGCUCUGCGUGAGGGCGGACACCCUGGUGGUGACUCUGGCCGGGCCUCUAUGGCUGACUGGCUACGCCGUUCCUCCCGCCCCCUCCUGGAGAACGGAGCCAAGGUGUGCAGCUUCUUCAAGCAGCACGUGCCGGGAGGUGGGAGCGCCGCACCUGGGCUGGAACGGCAACAUUCUCUUAAGAAGUCCCGGAAGGAGAAUGACAUGGCUCAGACUCUGCAGGGUGACCCAGCGGAGGAUACCUCCCCUCGCCCUGGCAAGAACAGCCUCAAGCUUCCAAAAGGCAUUCUCAAGAAAAAAGCCUCGACCUCCUCAGGGAUGGGACAGGAGGACCCUCAGGAAGCCAGUCCAGUGCCUGAUACCCCAGGGCAGCCUGUCCCUUCUGUAUCCCUGCUCCCGAGGAAGGGCAUCCUCAAGAAGUCGAGGCAGCGUGAGUCUGGUUACUAUUCCUCUCCAGAGCCCAGUGAGUCUGGGGAACUCUUGGACUCUGGUGAUGUGUUUGUGAGUGGGGACCCCGUGGAGCAGAAGUCUCCACAAGUUUCGGGGCUUCUCCACCACCACCGGAAGGGCAUUCUCAAACUCAAUGGCAAGUUCUCGCGCACCGCCCUCGAAGGCACCACCCCUAGCACCUUUGGCUCCUUGGACCAACUGGCCUCCCCUCAUCCUGCAGCCCGGGCCAGCCGCCCCUCAGGGGCUGUGAGUGAGGACAGCAUCCUGUCCUCGGAGUCCUUUGACCAGUUGGACUUACCCGAGCGGCUUCCGGAAACCCCACUGAGGGGCUGUGUGUCUGUGGACAACCUGAGGAGGCUUGAGCAGCCGCCCUCAGAAGGCCUGAGGCGAUGGUGGCAGGAGCCUCUGGGGGACAGCUGCUUUUCUCUGACAGACUGCCAAGAGGUGACAGCAGCCUACAGGCAAGCCCUGGGAAUCUGCUCAAAGCUCAGCUGAGGAGGA
Acomys russatus (golden spiny mouse) is the source of this 2016-nucleotide messenger RNA. RefSeq names its product NUAK family kinase 2 (gene Nuak2). Gene Ontology annotation, cellular component: cytoplasm. Bases 112 to 2010 code for a protein of 632 amino acids. The transcript has 7 exons. The record is from RefSeq and is a predicted model, not a curated record. Gene Ontology annotation, molecular function: tau-protein kinase activity; protein serine/threonine kinase activity; ATP binding. Gene Ontology annotation, biological process: protein phosphorylation; intracellular signal transduction; microtubule cytoskeleton organization. Lineage: Eukaryota; Metazoa; Chordata; Mammalia; Rodentia; Muridae.